AACGCGUCGGGGAAAUCGAGUCGCCGUCGAUUCAGUGUGUAUAUCGGAUUCUCGGUGUAUAUAUACGUACGAUGUAUUUGCCGGUCUUCCAUCUCGUCGCCGCCACCCCCACUCCUCCUACUCCUAGAUCAGACGCGCUCUACCCUGUCUCCGCAUCUCUGUUCAGCGCGCCGAUCGAUCCCAUGGCGUUCACCUGCAAGCGACCCGCCGCGUCCCUCGACGGCCACGCCAGCCAGCCGGGCGCGAUGUGCCGGAAGAGGAGGCGCGUCGUCGUUGGGACCACCUAUGACUACGACCAGGAGUCGCGCCUCGGCGCAGGCAAGUUCGGCGCCGUCGUCAAGGCGCGGUGCCGCGCCACCGGCCAGCUCGUCGCCAUCAAGUCCCUCCACGACCCCGCCGACCCCCACGAGGUGCUGCGGGAGGCCCGCUUCCUCGAGGCCUGCGGCGGCCACCCGCACAUCGUCGGCUUCCGCGGCGUCACGCUCGACUACGUGACCGACGAGCUCUGCCUCGUCAUGGACUACGUCGAGGGCAAGAGCCUCAAACUUCUCCUGAGCGAGAGGGGCGGCGGGCUCCCGGAGGCCACGGUGUGCACCUUCAUGUGGCAACUCCUCACGGCCGCCAAGAAGAUGCACAGGUGCCACAUCGUCCACCGCGACAUCAAUCCUGCUAACAUCCUCGUCGGAGGGGAAGUCGUCAAGAUCUGCGACUUCGGCGUCGCCAUGUCCAUGUCGGAGGCGCCGCCGUACGAGGAGGAGGUUGGCAUGGGCGAGUACCGGGCGCCCGAGAUGCUCCUAGGGAAAGAGGACUACGACGCGCUCGUCGACACAUGGUCUCUUAGGUGCGUCAUGGCGGAGAUGCUCUCGGGCAAGAGGAUUUUCCGGGCCGACGAAUUCAUCUCUCUGUUCCAAAGGAUCUUCCAAGUGGUGGGCGUGCCAGACGACACGACGUGGCCGGGGUUCACGUCGCUGCCGCACACCGCCCCGCCGCCGCUGGUGCCGGGGCAGCAGAGCACGCUGCGAGAUCUGUUCCCGGUGGAGACGCUGUCCGCGGAGGGAUUCGAGGUCCUCAACGGUCUUCUUACAUGCAACCCCGACAACCGGCUGACGGCGGCCGCCGCGCUGAAGCUCCCGUGGUUCGCCACCGUUACUGCUCCUACUGCUGCUGCCAAGAUCGACACGAUGGCGGUGUCCAUAAAGGAGGAGGUGGUGGAGUUCGCUCCGUUGAUGCCUCCCAGAAAGAGAGUCACGGCCAAGAAGACGUUGAUCAGGAAGAAGGUGCCACUGACCGCUCCACCGGCCGCAUGAAGUCGCAGAGAUCUCGUUCUUGUGCCUUGAUCCAUCGAUGCUUAGAACUUUUCAGAUGCAAAAUAGUAUGCUUGGAUGAUAAUUUAGUGCGUCCAGAGCAGAGUAAAUUGUGUCUGGCUGCAUGCAUCGCCCAGAUGCAGAGGCAGGGGGUCUUCCUCCUUUUCCAAAAGCAAAAAAAAAAAUCUGGGCUCUGGCUUUUCGAAUGUUGGUAGAAGAGCUACCAAAUUCAUUGAUUAGAAAGGGUAUUACAAGAACACCCCAAAGGAGUAAUGCUCGUUUUGAAUGCAUAAGGUAGACAAUGGUUUGCCUUUUCUAGUAAAAAAACAAGUGUGUAACUUCCGUCACAUUAGAGCGGUACAAACUGGACAUAUAGAUACAUAUAUUUCACACAAAAAGAUACAUCCACAAGAUCUUGAUACAAGGCAAACACCACAAGAUUUACAAGCCUUACAUUCUGUCUGGAAAGCAUGAAUUUCACUGGAUAUUCGAAAUUAUGUCUAGUACAGAAGACUCAUUUGUCGUGGAUCAGUUUUGUCCACGCCCUUUCUUGCA
This is a messenger RNA of Triticum aestivum (bread wheat), 1859 nucleotides long. RefSeq names its product putative cyclin-dependent kinase F-2. Gene Ontology annotation, biological process: protein phosphorylation; regulation of mitotic cell cycle. The transcript has a single exon. Gene Ontology annotation, molecular function: ATP binding; protein serine/threonine kinase activity. Gene Ontology annotation, cellular component: nucleus. NCBI's taxonomy places the organism in Eukaryota, Viridiplantae, Streptophyta, Magnoliopsida, Poales, Poaceae. The record is from RefSeq and is a predicted model, not a curated record. Bases 72 to 1307 code for a protein of 411 amino acids.